UCAAUAUUGGUUGGUAGUUGGCCGAGUGCGCGUUUAGUUAAAUGCUGAACGCUGCAAGGAUGUGUGGUAUGCGAUAGCCGCACGAAUCUCAAGUGAACAUCUUCAGUCACGGCGAUUUUUUUUUCUUCUAAUCUCGACGCCCCCUAUGGCACAAACUCGAGUAUUUCCCAAGCAGCUGAGUUCUUCUCAGCAGCCUUCGCGCGGAAACCCUGCUGUAGCGAGAGAGGCUUAGAGCAAAGCGCGCGGAACCUAGCCAGCCGUCGUAUUGCGGGAUGAAAUGAAAGCCGUUUAAUUAUUUAGACUUUCUUUCUUUGGAGGGAUAAAGCGGGUGCUGCAGAGAAAGAAUGGGAGGAGAAAAUUAUUUUUCGUUUCAUCAGAGAGAGAGCCGCUGAAAAUGCACCAGUUUCCAGUUCUGACUUAAAAGAGGAAAGCCGUUAUACAUAUGCAUAUCAUCAUCGUUCCUUCUCCUGAGACAAAACUGCCGUUUCUCAUCAAGUGGUGGACCUUCUCCCGUCUGCCAUGGCUCUCGUCGUCCAGCUAAAAAGGGUUACAGACCUGCGGGGAAAGGGAGACAGGAUUGCUAAAGUGUCAUUCCGAGGGCUGUCCUUCUACACGCGUGUCCUGGAGAACUGCGAAGAUGAGGCCAGGUUCGAUGAGACUUUCAGAUGGCCAAUCGCCAGCAAGAUUGAUGGCAACGAGAUGUUGGAGAUUCAAGUGUUCAACUACAGCAAAGUCUUCACAAACAGGCUGAUUGGAACGUUCCGGAUGGUGCUGCAGAAGGUGGUGGAAGACGCCCAGCUGGAGAUCUCCGACACCCUGAUCGACGACAACAACACGGCCAUACAGACGGGCGUCUCCAUAGAGAUAAGGUACCAGGCCAUGGACGGGACGGUGGGGGUGUGGAGCGACGGGGAGUUCCUGGACGUGCCCGGCGAGCGGGACGGGGCCUUCCAGUUCGAGACGGACAGCCUGCUGUCGGGCCACAGCCAGGGGUCGGGGGUGUCGCCAGGGAGGUCCACCUCCAGCCUCCCCUUCAGGAAAGCCGGAAAGGGGGUCUUCUCAGCCAUGAAGCUCGGCAAGGUGCGCUCCUCCAAGGACGACCACAAAAAAGGAGAUGAGCCGGCGGUUCUGGAGACGGAGGACCUGGACCGGAGGGCCAUGCGUCUGGGCGGGGGUCUGGACCCCGACACCAUCUCCCUGGCCUCCGUCACGGCCGUCACCACCAACGUCUCCAACAAGAGAUCAAAGCCAGACAUAAAGAUGGAGCCCAGUGCGGGGCGACCUGUGGAUUACCAGAUCAGUGUGACGGUGAUCGAGGCCCGUCAGCUGGUGGGCCUGAACAUGGACCCGGUGGUCUGCGUGGAGAUCGGGGAGGAGAAGAAGCACACCUCCAUGAAGGAGUCGACAAACUGCCCCUACUAUAACGAGUACUUCGUCUUCGACUUCCACGUGCCCCCUGACGUCAUGUUUGACAAGAUCUUGAAGUUGUCCGUGAUCCAUUCUAAAAACCUCCUGCGCAGCGGGACCCUCGUCGGCACGUUCAAGCUGGACGUCGGCACCGUCUACUCGCAGCCUGAACACCAGUUCUACCACAAAUGGGCCAUGCUCUCCGACCCCGAUGACAUCACCGCCGGGUGCAAAGGUUACGUGAAGUGCGACGUGGCGGUGGUGGGGAAGGGCGACAACAUCAAAACGCCGCACAAGGCCAACGAGACGGACGAGGACGACAUAGAGGGGAACUUGCUGUUGCCCGAGGGGGUCCCGUCCGAAAGACAGUGGGCACGCUUCUAUGUGAAGAUCUUCCGAGCGGAGGGACUGCCCAAAAUGAACACCAGCAUCAUGGCCAACGUGAAGAAGGCCUUCAUCGGAGAGAACAAAGACCUGGUGGACCCCUACGUCCAAGUGAUUUUCGCUGGGCAGAAGGGGAAGACCUCGGUCCAGAAGAGCAGCUACGAGCCCGUGUGGAACGAGCAGAUCGUCUUCACCGAGAUGUUCCCGCCGCUCUGCAAGCGCAUGAAGAUCCAGAUCCGAGACUCCGACAAGGUCAACGACGUCGCCAUCGGGACGCACUUCAUCGACCUGCGAAAGAUCGCCAACGACGGCGACAAAGGCUUCCUCCCGACGAUGGGUCCCGCCUGGGUGAACAUGUACGGCUCCACCCGGAACUACACCCUGAUGGACGAGCACCAGGACCUGAACGAGGGCCUCGGGGAGGGCGUGUCCUUCCGGGCCCGGCUGCUCGUCAGCAUCGCCGUGGAGAUCCUGGACACCGCCUCCGCCGAGAUCGUCAGCUCCACCGAGGUGCAGGUGGAGGGCGUGCCCAACAUCUCCGAGUCGGCCGCCGGGAAAAUCGAGGAGUUCUUUCUGUUUGGGGCCUUUCUGGAAGCCACUAUGAUUGACAGGAAGAUCGGAGACAAGCCGAUCAACUUUGAAGUUACAAUAGGUAACUACGGUAACCAGAUCGAUGGAGUGAGCAAGCCGGCCUCGUCUAAAAAGAAGAAGAAAGAUGGUGGUGAGAGUGAGGAAGAGGAGUCGGAGCUGAUCCAGAACUCCAGCGAUGAAGAGGCCGAUGAUGAUGGGGACCUGAUGUCUGUCUCCUCCACCCCGCCCAUGAAGCCCGUCAUCACAGACAGGAAUUACUUCCACCUGCCGUACUUUGAGAAGAAGCCCUGCAUCUACAUCAAGAGCUGGUGGCAGGACCAGAGGAGAAGGCUGUACAAUGCCAACAUCAUGGACAAGAUGGCUGACAAACUGGAGGAGGGGCUGAACGACGUUCAGGAGAUCAUAAAGACGGAGAAGGCCUACCCUGAACGCAGGCUGCGCGGGGUCCUCGAGGAGCUCAGCAUCGGCUGCAGUCGAUUUGUGACCCUGGCUAACAAAGACCAGAACCAGGCGGGCAGAACUAAGCUGGACCGAGAGCGCCUGAAAUCAUGCAUGAGAGAAGUGGAAAACAUGGGUCAACAGGCAAAGAUCAUUCGCUCUCAGGUGAAGAGGAACACGGUGCGGGACAAACUCAAACUGGUGCACAACUUCCUGCAGAAGCUGCGCUUCCUGGCAGAUGAGCCCCAGCACAGCAUCCCAGACGUGUUCAUCUGGAUGAUGAGCAACAACAAGCGGGUGGCCUACGCCCGCGUCCCCUCCAAGGACAUCCUGUACUCCAUCGUGGACGAGGAGAGCGGGAAGGACUGCGGGAAGGUCAAGGCCGUCUUCCUCAGGCUCCCCGGUAAGAAGGGCUUCGGUCAGGCGGGCUGGACGGUCCAGGCCAAGAUGGAGAUGUACCUGUGGCUGGGUCUGAACAAGCAGCGCAAGGACUUCCUGAGCGGCCUGCCCAGCGGCUUCCAGGAGGUCAAGGCCGCCAAGGGCCCCGGCCUGCAGUCCGUGCCCCCCAUCAGCCUCGUCUACAACAUGAAGCAGGUGUUCCAGCUGAGGGCGCACAUGUACCAGGCCCGCAGCCUGUUCGCCGCGGACAGCAGCGGCCUGUCGGACCCCUUCGCCCGCGUGUUCUUCUCCACCCACAGCCAGGUCACUGAGGUGCUGAACGAGACCCUGUGCCCGACCUGGGACCAGCUGCUGGUGUUCGAUAACGUGGAGCUUUUCGGGGAGGCCUGCGAGCUGCGGGACGACCCCCCCAUCAUCGUCGUGGAGAUCUACGACCAGGACACUGUGGGCAAGGCGGAGUAUAUCGGCAGAACCUUCGCCAAGCCCGUCACCAAGAUGGCGGACGAGCACUACGGCCCCCCCCGCUUCCCGCCGCAGCUGGAGUACUACCAGAUCUACCGCGGGAACUGCACGGCCGGCGACCUGCUGGCCGCCUUCGAACUGCUGCAGAUUCCUUACAGCGAGGAGGAGAUUCGCAGGGCCUUGCUGGCAGUCAAUGACUUUGCCGUGCCGCAGAUAAAGGUGGGCCUGGCCGGAAAGGCGGACCUGCCCCCCAUCGACGGCCCGACUGAUUCGGACCGAGGGCCCAUCCUACCCGUCCCGCUCGGAAUUCGACCCGUCCUGAGCCGGUACCGGAUCGAGGUGCUGUUCUGGGGCCUGCGGGACCUGAAGCGGGUUAACCUGGCCCAGGUGGACCGGCCGCGGGUGGACAUCGAGUGCGCCGGCAAGGGGGUGCAGUCCGCGCUCAUUCAGAACUACAAGAAGAACCCCAAUUUCAGCACUUUGGUCAAGUGGUUCGAGGUGGACCUACCGGAGAAUGAGCUUCUGCAUCCUCCCCUCAACAUUCGUGUGGUGGACUGCCGGGCGUUUGGGCGCUACACGCUGGUGGGGUCCCACGCCGUCACCACCCUCCGAAAGUUCAUCUACACCCCACCUGACAAGAGCACCAACAACUGGGCCUCUACAGCCAGACUGCUGAACAGCUGCAUGGUGCUCGCCAAUGGGACGUCCCACUCUCGCACCCUCUCUGCCCCCACAGGGGACAUAGUGGUCAACAUGGAGCCGGACGCCCCCAUCAAGAAGAUGGAGACCGUGGUCAAGAUGGACGCUACUUCUGAUGCUGUUGUUAAAAUCGAUGUGAAUGAAGAAGAGAAAGAAAAGAAGAAGAAGAAGAAAAAGAAGGGCGAGGAGGUGGAGGAGGAGGAGCAGGACGAGAGCACGCUGGACUGGUGGUCCAAAUACUUCGCCUCCAUCGAGACCCUGAUGGAGAUGCUCCGGGCACAGGAAGCAGCUCAGGUGGAAGCCGAGGAGAAGGAGGAUCUAGAGAUCGCGGCAGAGAGCACAGAGAUGAAAGCUGAUGACUCUCCAAUGAAAGGCUCUAAGGGGAAGGAGAAGGCCCGGGACAAGGCCCGGGGCUGGAAGGACAGGAAGAAGGGUCAGGCUGCCGACGCCGCGGAGAAGAAGCAGAACAAGCCCCGAGUGGACGAGCUGCUGGUGUACAACAAAGAGCUGGAGCAGGAGUAUGGGAACUUCGAGGACUGGCUGCACACCUUCAGCCUGUUCCGCGGGAAGGCCGGGGACGACGACGACCAGAGCGUGGCGGACGACGACCGGAUCGUCGGCCGGUACAAGGGGUCGCUGUGCAUGUACAAGCUCCCCCUUUCGGAGGAGAUCUCCCGGGAGGCGGGGUUCGACCCCAACAUGGGCAUGUUCCAGGGCAUUCCGCACAACGACCCUAUCAACGUCCUGGUCCGCGUGUAUGUCGUCAGGGCGACGGAUCUGCACCCAGCUGACAUCAACGGGAAGGCUGAUCCUUACAUCUGCAUCAAACUGGGCAAGUCCGAGAUCAAGGACAAGGAAAACUACAUCUCCAAGCAGCUCAAUCCUGUCUUUGGGAAGUCCUUCGACAUCGAGGCCACCUUCCCGAUGGAGUCCAUGCUCACCGUGUCCGUGUACGACUGGGAUCUGGUGGGCACCGAUGACCUCAUCGGCGAGACCAAGAUCGACCUGGAGAACCGCUACUACAGCAAGCACCGGGCCACCUGCGGGAUCUCCUCCCACUACGCUGUCCAUGGUUACAACCAGUGGCGGGACCCCAUGAAGCCGACGCAGAUCCUGGCCAGGCUGUGCAAGGAGGGCAAGCUGGACGGGCCCCACUACGGCCCCGGGGGCCGCGUCAAGGUGGCCAACCGCGUCUUCCUGGGGCCCACCGAGAUCGAGGACGAGAACGGCCUGAAGAAGCAGACGGACGAGCACCUGGCCCUGACGGUGCUGAGGCACUGGGAGGAGGUCCCCCGCGUGGGCUGCAGGCUCAUCACCGAGCACGUGGAGACCCGGCCCCUCCUCAACCCGGACAAGCCCGGCAUCGAGCAGGGCAGGAUUGAGAUGUGGGUGGACAUGUUUCCUAUGGACAUGCCUGCCCCUGGCCCAGCCACCGACAUCUCCCCCCGAAAACCAAAGAGUUAUGAGCUCCGUGUUAUAAUUUGGAACACUGAUGAAGUAGUUCUUGAAGAUGAUGCUUUCAUGACAGGAGAGAAGAUGUCUGACAUCUAUGUCAGGGGUUGGCUGAAGGGUCAGCAGGAGGACAAGCAGGACACGGACGUCCACUACCAUUCGCUCACUGGGGAGGGGAACUUCAACUGGCGUUUCGUCUACCCCUUCGACUACCUGCUGGCCGAGGAGAAGAUCGUCAUCUCCAAGAAGGAGUCCAUGUUCUCCUGGGACGAGACCGAGUACAAGAUCCCCGCUCGCCUCACCCUGCAAGUGUGGGACGCCGACCACUUCUCGGCCGACGACUUCCUGGGCGCUAUCGAGCUGGACCUGAAUCGGUUCCCUCGGGGGGCGAAGACGGCGAAGCAGUGCUCCAUCGCCAUGGUGGCGAGCGAGCUGGAGCUCCCCACCGUCUCCAUCUUCAAGCAGAAGCGCGUCAAGGGCUGGUGGCCGUUUGUGGCGCGGGACGAGAACGACGAGCUCGAGCUCACGGGGAAAGUGGAGGCGGAGCUUCACCUCAUGACAGCAGAGGAGGCGGAGAAGAAUCCUGUGGGCCUGGGUCGCAACGAGCCAGACCCCCUGGAGAAACCAAACCGACCCGACACCACGUUCCUCUGGUUCCUCAGCCCGCUCAAAGCGAUCCGAUACCUCAUCUGCAACCGGUACAAGUGGCUGAUCAUUAAGAUCAUCCUGGCCCUGCUGCUGCUGGUGAUGGUGGGCCUGUUCCUCUACAGCAUGCCGGGCUACCUGGUGAAGAAACUGCUGGGGGCGUGAGGAGGGAGUGAGGGAGGGCUAGUGGUUGCCAGGAAGUGACAUCGUCCCAAGCUCCACCCCCUUCUCUCUCGCCACUCGACCAGUCAACCGAUUGCUUCGACAUUCCACCACUGACACUAUUGCCUUUGCUUGACUUGCUUCUCUAUGGCGUCUGUGAACUUUUAAUUUAUUUUUGUUUGUUUUUUUUGUUUUUUUUAAAGUUUGAUGCUGCAGUUUGUUGGUAAUAAUUCAUAUUGCAUGGAUACUUUGAACAUUGUAGUGUUCAGUAAUACUGAAGUUUUUCUGUUUUAUUUAUUUUGUAUAUUUAUUUUGCUUUGAUCUCUAUGUCUGAUGGAAGUUUGUAGACUGGGUUUUGAUUAACCUAAGCAUUUCACAAAAACAUAACAGUGUACCUUCCUUUGGAUAAUCAUUUCUACUGUGUCUAAGGCAGCCUAUUGCACAGUUGUAUUGGGGGAAGCCAGGCCGAUUUUGCUAACAUGUGCACGUUGAAAAUAGGUUUUUGAAGGUUUUGAAAAACCAAUUAUUUUUUAAAUAACCCCUUUGGCAAAUGAAAACAUUUUGGGUAUCUUGGAAAUCACCUGUAGACAUUUUGGACUGAAGUGCAACAAGAUGUACAUUAUGGAUACCAUCCGUAACAAUACAUAAACAAAAAGGUAGCAGCACAACAGAUGUUAUUGUUCAGGUUAUUGAAUGCAACUUCUUACCAUGUAUUACUGUGACCUGUAGGUUAGAAUUCCCCCCACCUUACAGUUGAGGCAGAAUUUGUACUUGGCUUGUAAAGAUGUGGCGUUUCAGUCCUUAACCAAAGUCGACGCAUGCCUUCCCAAAGACGGGGUGAUCCGACCUCGCCCUUCCUCUUCACUCUUCCUCUUGACAAAAAGGCGCGCUUGGACGCUAAUUCCCUUUAUCCACUGUCUGAGCGCAGGUUGAGUAGAGUUAAAUCUGGCCACAGGCACCUCAGCAGGUACCACGUAUUUGCAAAACAAAAGCAACGCGACCGCUUGUUGGCUUGCCUGUUUCAAUGACAAAACAUGGCUUCCACACGCUGUAUGUGUAUUUAGAAUUCAGUCCUCUUCCUGGAGAUCUACAAAGCACACCUCAUUCAGCAGCUUGACCAGGGCUGCCCAACCCUCUUCCUGGAGAACUACCGUCCUGUAGGUUCUCACUCCAACCCUAACAAAGCACACCUCAUUCAACAGCGAGAGAUCUCGUUGAGCUGCUAAUCAGAAUGACGUGUGCCAAAUUAGGGUUAAAAUUAAAACCAUCUGGACAGUUGACCUCCAGUAACAAGGUUGGGUAGCAACCGAGCAUGGACCAUCACAAAGAUGGAUGUCCUUCUAAGAAAGCACAGGAAAACGCACAAGGAGAUUUUUUUUCCAUAGUUUGAAAUAGAUCUUUACAUCUUGCCAUUUAGAGACAACCCAGUUCUGCGUUUCCUAACCAUCACCAACGUUGUAUCAGAAAGACUGCCGAACCAGCAUGUUUAUGGGUCCAAUUCUACAUAAGUUAGUUUAGAGGUUGUAUAAAACAACCCAAGGAACCAAAAAAAAGAUGAACUUUACUAUUCAUGAUCCAAUGUCUUGUUUUGCUGUGUUAUGAGUUUGCCUUUGCUUGAUUUGUAGUCUUGGUAAAGAUUUGUAUUAAACCCCACUGGGGGUCUGUUGAUUUGUGUUAUCUCUCUCUCCCGCAUACACACACACACACACAAUAACUUCACGAAUCCAAAAGAAAAAUACACGUUUGCACCGAUUCUUGCUUGUUUAUAUGAUUAAAAGAAAGAGUGUAUUUAUAAUUCUUUGUUCUACGGGUGUGCGAUAUAUAUAUUUUUGUCUGUACAACAUGAAGAACUAAUAAAAAGAGGUGAACGAG
Anguilla anguilla (European eel) is the source of this 8511-nucleotide messenger RNA. It is a transcript of the gene otofa, whose product is annotated as otoferlin a. Gene Ontology annotation, biological process: synaptic vesicle priming; plasma membrane organization. The coding region runs from base 520 to 6642 and encodes 2040 amino acids. The record is from RefSeq and is a predicted model, not a curated record. Gene Ontology annotation, cellular component: synaptic vesicle membrane; presynaptic active zone membrane. Gene Ontology annotation, molecular function: calcium ion binding; AP-2 adaptor complex binding. The transcript is spliced from 47 exons. Lineage: Eukaryota; Metazoa; Chordata; Actinopteri; Anguilliformes; Anguillidae.